Messenger RNA from Clonostachys rhizophaga, 984 nucleotides. Lineage: Eukaryota; Fungi; Ascomycota; Sordariomycetes; Hypocreales; Bionectriaceae. The record is from the annotation of a GenBank genome assembly.
AUGCCGCCUUUCCAACAAGCCAAGACAUCGAGUCCUCUUCCAGCCGCCAUAUCAACCCCGAGAAUAUCACUGUCCGAGUCAGACCCAAGAAAAAUCAUUGCCAUCCCUGCAACCACAGCUAAGUUGGGUUCUCCCUUUCUCAGGGCAUAUCCUCCUUCCCUGGGACACGUCCAUGUUUCCAAGAACCUAUUCCUCGGAUUCAUCGAUCAGCUCAACCGCGCCUCCGUUGCAAGCCCCCCAGUCCAGGUCGUCGGGCUGGUUGGUAACCUCGUGGGCAUGGUCCCACUCGCCACCGCCCAGAUCGUGGGUACCGCCGUCAACACGGCGGCCACGUUGACGACGGUCGUCGUGUCCAAGGGGAGGACAGAAAUGGUUCUUCGCCAGGCCAAUCAUGAGAUAUUCAACCCCCGUGGCCUUAAGGCCUACAUCGCCAAACUCGAUGCUCUUGCCCGGGUGGCCAAAAUACCGAUAUUGGACGUCGACGGUAAUAUUGAUAACAAGUCCAACAUACUGCCACCUGUCCAGGGCAUGGGAGGCUCUAUCAUCGGGGUGCAAGAGCGCCGCAUAGCGGCCUUGGGACCGUGGAUCGCACCGCUAGAUAUUGAGUCUAUUCCUCCCGUUGAAAAACCUACUAACCCUCUGAGCCGAAUGCAUGCCGUGGUCAGCGAAAAGCAGAGGAGCCGAGAAGAGGAGAAGAUGAUGAAAAGCCGAACCAAGUUGACAGAUGAUCGGAGCAAGGACACUGCUAAAGCACAGGACAAGUAUGACAAGGAGAUGCGAAAGUUGCUAUCCAAAAGGAAGUCUCAUGAGAAUUUGUCCAAGCAAGCACGGAAACAAGACAAAAUUGAACAUAAAUAUCAGAAGAAGAUGGAAAAGUCAGAUAGACAUCGUCAGAAGGAUGAUGAAGAGGAAAAGAUACUGCGAAAGCUUCUUUUCCUUGUUAUCGAUGAUGCUGAAUCUCCCCCAGCUCAUCAACCAUUUUGA